Messenger RNA from Chaetomium fimeti, 4506 nucleotides. RefSeq lists its product as uncharacterized. The record is from RefSeq and is a predicted model, not a curated record. Gene Ontology annotation, biological process: microtubule cytoskeleton organization; maintenance of protein location in cell cortex. Gene Ontology annotation, molecular function: tubulin binding; phospholipid binding. Lineage: Eukaryota; Fungi; Ascomycota; Sordariomycetes; Sordariales; Chaetomiaceae. The transcript has 2 exons. Gene Ontology annotation, cellular component: cell cortex; mitochondrion. The coding region runs from base 358 to 4452 and encodes 1364 amino acids.
AUUCGGGCCAGUGUCACAGACCGUUUGGGCACCCUUGGGUUGUGCAUGCAUUUCGUGCUACGGGGGCUGUUUCGAGCAUUGACAGUUCGGCUGAGCUUCCGGGCUUGGGUCGUCCCGUUGCAUAUUGCUUCACCUUGAAACAAGGUCCGACAAGCUGUGCUGGUAAACAAGGAUCAUCGCAGUUGAGCUCAGCCUCUCGCCCUCGGCAUAUCACUAACACACGCACUCGCCGCUCAUCUGGAAACGAAUUGGAGUAGCAGUCUCCGGCAGUGGAAAUGAUCUGAGCCCUCCGUUAGGUUAAGCAAGAGACGGCAACCUCUGUCAGUUCACGAAGUUAACACGCCACAUUUAUUCGCAAUGGCCGUGUGGGAAACCGAAGACGAAUCGACCGGGCCGGCGAUGCCGCUGCCGACGCCCAUUGACACACCUCGCCGACCUCUCUCGCGGACGGUUUCGCGCGGCUCACGAAAGUCAGGGAGGUCCAUUACGCCUACUGGAAAGAAGGGCAAAAGUCGCUCCCCUCCGCCACUUCCGGGGGACAAGAGUGAGAGGGGUUCCAAGAGGUCUUCUAGGGACGUCACCAUCGAUGAGAACAUCAGCAUUUUGGACCCACGUCGUUUCACGCCAACCCUCCAUGCCAGUUUGGUUUCCGAGAUCCUCUCACUCAGGCGAGAUCAGGAGGAAAAGCUAAAGAUAAUUGAGAGCCUUGAGACGUCUCUGCACACAGUACGAGAGGAAUCCGAGACUCUGCAGACUUCGCUAUCAACGACGGGGAAAGAAAGCAGGUCGUUGAAGCGGCAACUGUCCUUGCUGGAGGGAGGGACGUCCUCUGCGCUUAGUGAACUGGCGAAGGAGCGCGACGAGGCGAUUGAGUCAGCCUCCGAGACGCGGAAGCGGCUCGAGACGACCCAAAAGAAAUUGCGGAGCCAAGAAGAAGACUCACAGCGAGUACACGAGCAAUGGGCAAAAGAGAAGGACGAUUGGGAGGAGGAGAAGCGCAAGCAGGAGCGGAGGAUCCACGUUGCCGAGACACGGCUAAAGGUCGUCUUGGAGGAGGUCGCCGCUUUCCAGGCCGCACAGGCAGAGGGCCAGGAUGGGGUGGCUAACGCUGCUGAGAGCGACGGGGAGGAGAGCGUGAAGGAUGAUGCUGCCAGCGUUAGGAGCAUGAGCAUCACGAACAGCAUCCGGUUCUCGGUCGCCAACAGCAUCCUCAAGGCAAACGGGAACUCGCUGGCUGACGAACUGGGAUUCGAUGGCGGUUACGACGACGAGAGUGACUACGGCGGCCGGGAUAGUGUCCUAUCGAAGGGCCACAUGCGAAAUUUCAGCCGAGACAGCCUUGCUUUUAGAACCCACCAACGACACCGGAGCAAUGACAGCUUAAGGAGGCCCGGCAGUGUGGCUCGCGGCAAGCUAGCCUUCAACCCUGCUGCGCUGGAGCGGCUCGAGGACGGUAUCAUCAAGGAGGACGACGAAUCGGUGCCGCCUGCUCCUCAAGUCAGCUACGUCGACACCGGGAUACAGUACUCACCGCCCCCAUCCCCCAAGAUUAUUCCCUCAAAGCCGUCGACCCCAGAACCGUCCACGAACACGUUCUUGCAAAGAUACGAGAGACUCUGUGGUCUCGACAGCCCUCGCGCUGACCACGAGAUCGAGGCGAAUCAGCGGAGGAAGAGGGUGAGUGUCGCUCAGCCGCUUGCUAUCAAGACGGUUGGAAUGCACAACUUGAUGGUCAACGGUUCGUCUCAAACAGCCGAGGAGCCAUUGAGCCCACCGAGGACGCCCAAAACGCCAUUGCAGGAGACACCCCCAACUCCGAGACUCAAGACGCCGACUAUGGCUUCUGCUUCCACCCAGACCGAAGAUGCGGCACCCGUGCUUGAUCCCUCGCUCGUCGAACUGCCAAUGCUUAUUCCUAGCAUCAGCAUCAUUCCCCCAACCAGUCGCCCGAGUUCACCUCGCGAAUCGCGCCUUCCACAACUCACUAAGGAUUUUGGAUGCCAAGUAUCUCUGGCGACCACCGUAUCUACAACGUCGUCGGCGAUGCAGACAGAAGAGAUUCGGGUUGACCAGCGAUUGAACAGGCUCCCGCCACACCUCCACCCGUCUGCUAUCACGUCUCGGCCCUCUUCGCCUGCGCUUGGUGUAGUAGAGGUUGCCAUCGAGGGCACUCGGCAUUUCACACCAGUUCCCGGAAACUUGCCACCGCGGAAUCCGCGACGACUGACGUCCAAACGAAGCCUGACCGAUAUGCCCUCGUCGCCUCCGAUUGCCUCGUCUAUCUUGGAAGAAGAGACCCGCGAUCUUUACCCAGGGAACAACGAUGACGGGCCCCUUUCAAGUCAAAACGCCCCCAUGCGACGGCCGCCGCGGAUUAGCAGCCUGUUCGCCGGCUUCGAUGGGAACAGCUCUGACGAGGUUGACGAAUUCCUGGAUGCUGAUUUCAGCGAUUCGGAAUACCGGACUGCGCUCUCUGCGCCGAAACCCAAGAACGGGUCGAACCGUGGGGGCAAGCGAAACUCGUUCGGAACCGUCACAUCGUCCGAGAACGCGUUCUCACCGAAGGCUAGCAGUCGUUUCUUUUCUCCCGGGUCUGAAGACGGCGAAGCCUACGACUCAGUGGCCUACCCGACGCAUGAAAUGCGGGAUACGGCUUUCGGCAGGAGGGGUUCGAGACGCGGCGGGCGGCCUUCGGUCUUUGGGACUAAGCCUAGCGUUAUGCGCCGGGCCGUUAUGAUUCAAAACGGCAUUGCUUCGCACCAGAGGGCUAGGAGCCCAAGCUUUACGGACCCGAAGGAACCUCCGUUCCCAAUCCCGACACGCGCUAGCUCUAGACAGCCGCCCGUCAGCACCAGUGCUCCGAGCGAUGGACGCACCAGCCCGAGUAGGAGCUCGGAUGUAUGGUCGAGGCGGGGCUCGAACCGGAGCCACUACCGCGCUAGUAGCAUCCGCAAGGUGCGCUCGGCAGCGGUUCUGCCCCGAAACCAGAGGUACCGGCGGCGUGGCAGCCGCUCUCCACCGCCCUUCGGCCCCUCUGCUGAAGCGCCCGAAAGCCCCAGGCUUCCCCCGUUGCCGAGCAACGAUGUCACAGCGCCGCGCACGAGGGAUGGGUAUAUGACGCCGAAAUACCGGAGUCACAGGUCCCAACCGUCGACAACAACGGCGAACACGGCGGACACAGCUGCGCCGUCGCAGGCUGCCUCGACUCAGCCACCCACUGUGGUGGACACGAUUGCUCAGACCAUGGUGGGUGAAUGGAUGUUUAAAUAUGUGCGAAGGCGCAAGUCUUUUGGGGUCGCGGAUACCAAGGGCGGCGAUGACAACAGCAACGACCGCCAUAAGAGAUGGGUCUGGCUUGCGCCCUACGAGCGUUCGAUUCUCUGGAGCAGCAAGCAGCCGGCUUCGGGAAGCGCCUUGUUGGGCAAGUCUGGCCGCAAGCUUGUGAUCCAAUCCGUGUUAGAUGUGAAGGAUGAUAACCCGCCUCCGAAGGGUACCGCCCAGAUUUUCAACAGGUCGAUUCUCAUCUUGACACCACAGCGGGCGCUCAAAUUCACAGCCGCAAACGCCGAACGCCAUUACAUCUGGCUAACAUCACUAUCCUUUUUGGCACACUCUAACCAGGCCAUACCGGACACUCUGGUAGUACCGCACCAACCACCGAAGCCGAAGCCGGUAGUCGAGCAGUACGAGUUACCGAAGCCCAAACGGCGAGCGAUUCGCGAUUCGAUCCGCCUCACCAAGGCCAAGACAGGGGUGAUCAAGUCGGAUCCGGUGACGUCGGAGUCGCACUUGGAUAGUGCUCCGCCCAAUAUCCCCAGCUUCCGGCCCCCUCCGGUGCCGGAGAUUUACAAAAUACCCGCGCAUACCCGGGAGGAGUCGAAGGACGCUGCCGAACCCCCGGCCAUCGCUCGGUUCUCUGAACGGGCAAACCAAGGCGCGGUUGGCGCGGUUCACGGGCGCAAGCGCAGCAACACUGGCAGCCACAUCCCGCCUCCCCUUUCGUUCCGCGGCUUCUCCGGCCCCGCCGGAAGCGGCGGUUCUCACACGGCGUCGAACAGCACGGCGGGCAAUAGCGUCAUGACCGCCGGGUCGUCGGAUCUCUACAGCAAUGCUGGAGCCAGCGCCGUCACGGGGUCGAGCGGCAUGACGUGGGCGACGCCGUCAGUGCGUACGUCGGAGGCCUCGAGCCGGCCGAGCGGGCCCGUCAUGAAUAACUUUUUUGACGCCAUCGGCACGGUCCGCAUGGAGGCCUUCAUUAGUCCCCUCGCGUUCAACGAGACGCCCUACGAGCAGGACGACUUCCGGCAGGUGACGCGGCGGCGGAGCAAGGAGCUCCGUCGCCGGGCUAGCCGAAGCAGCCGCCAGCGCGACAGCUAUCAAAGCCGCACCACCCGGGCCACCGACGACCUAGACGAGUGGUACAUGCGGGACGAUCCGUUCAGGGGGUUUUAGGAGCGCCUUCUCUUCUUAGUUUUUUUUGUUUCCCCUCUAUAUAUUGUAGCACAC